AGCAGUGAGUCCGUCGAAGAAAUAGCCGUAGAAGAAGAAGAGGAAGAAUCUCCUCGCAGUCAGUCGCAGGGUGAUGAGGUAGUUUCUGGAAAAUGGAGAGAAAACACAUGUCAGCUUUUGCCUUGUAUCAAACUCUGUCAACAGACGUUUCUCCUCCUGCUAAGAAGUCUUCCCUGCAGGUGGCAGAGAAGAAGAAGAAAAGAACGAAGGAGAAUGGCGUCAGUAAGGUCAACACAGUUAAAGCUCAAUUAAAGCCACAGAGGAAGAACAUGCGAAAGAAGCUCCAGAAGUCUGCACAAAGAGAGGAGAAUAUGAAGGGAAUUAAAGAAGUCGAGGAGUGUGUCAAUGGAGAUGGUGAGGCUCUGGAUGCUUUGCUGGCCGACCUUGCUAAAGUCAACAACAGCAGGGAGAGAGCGAGCAAACUGUUCCAGUGGCUCAUCAGCCCCGUUCUUUCCAAGGCCUUCUUCAGGGAAACGUGGGAAAAGAAGCCCAUUCUUGUUCAGCGUAAGAAUCCAGAUUACUACAAGGGACUGUUCUCCACAGCAGAGUUUGAUCGCAUAUUAAGACAGGAGGACGUUCAGUAUGGAGUCAACCUGGAUGUCACGAGCUACACUAACGGCAAGAGGGAGACACACAAUCCUCCGGGCAGAGCUCUGCCAUUCACUGUGUGGGACUUCUACGGGAGUGGCUGCUCCCUCCGCAUGCUGAAUCCUCAGGCUUUCUCCUCCACAGUGUGGAAUGUGCUGUCCAUCCUCCAAGAGCAGUUUGGCAGCAUGGCAGGAGCCAACGUAUACUUGACACCACCUGGAACACAAGGCUUCGCUCCACAUUAUGACGACAUUGAGGCGUUUGUGGUUCAACUGGAGGGGAAGAAACACUGGAGAGUGUACAGCCCGAGGACAGACGAGGAGGUCUUGCCUGUGCUUUCAAGUGUAAACUUCGAUCAAGCCGACAUUGGGAAGCCGAUCCUGGAGGUGGUGCUAGAAGCCGGCGAUCUCCUUUACUUCCCCCGAGGAUUCAUCCACCAGGGCGACUGCCUCCCAGACACUCACUCCCUCCACAUCACCAUCUCCUCUUACCAGAAGAACAGCUGGGGGGAUCUCCUCCACAAGGUGGUUCCAGCAGCGUUGGAAAUAGCGAUGGAAGAGGAUGUGGAGUUCAGACAGGGUUUACCUCUGGAUUACCUGACAUACAUGGGAGUACAGAACUCUGACGAGGACGACCCACGCAGGACAAAAUUCUUCUCACGAAUUGAGAGUCUGAUGAAGAAGCUGACAACAUACGCCCCGGUCGACGCUGCCGUGGAUCAGAAAGCCAGAAGCUUCCUCCAUGACUGCCUUCCUCCCAUGCUCACACCAGAGGAGCUGGCCAGCAGUGUGCAAGGAGCGUCUGCCAGGUGGGAACGUGGGCAAGUUAUGGAUGCAGGAGCACAAAUCACAACGCAGACCCGAGUCCGAGUUCUCCGUGCUGGAUGUGCCAGGUUAUGCAGUGAUGGAGAAGCUGUUCAUCUUUACUACACAACAGAAAACUCCAGAGUUUACCACAAAGAGGAGCUCAAGAGUUUCGAAAUAAAAGUAGAGCACACAGAUGCCGUUGAGUUUCUGAUCCAUUCGUAUCCCAAAUUUGUGACAGUAGGAAGUUUGCCAUGUGGUUCUGCAGAAGAGAAGAUCAAUUUGGCUGAGCUGCUUUUUGAGAGGGAGAUCAUCCACACUUCAGAACCUCUGUAGUGGCCACAGAUUCUUCUUCUUUUUCAGUCAUGCUGACUGCAUGAAUAGAUUUGCUUCUCUACAAUACAAUGCAAAACCAUUUUCUUGCCCCAAGUAGUCUUCAUUAGCUCUACUGGAAUGGUCACGGUGAACAACCCAUUUAUGAAUCUGCUCUCUGUUCUGCAUCAAAUAAACCAGUUUUUAAAAAAGAAUGAA
Sebastes umbrosus (honeycomb rockfish) is the source of this 1922-nucleotide messenger RNA. It is a transcript of the gene riox1, whose product is annotated as ribosomal oxygenase 1. The record is from RefSeq and is a predicted model, not a curated record. The transcript is spliced from 15 exons. Gene Ontology annotation, cellular component: nucleolus. Gene Ontology annotation, molecular function: histone H3K4 demethylase activity; histone H3K36 demethylase activity. The coding region runs from base 93 to 1727 and encodes 544 amino acids. Lineage: Eukaryota; Metazoa; Chordata; Actinopteri; Perciformes; Sebastidae.